UAUAAACUCAAAAGCACAGUCCCGGACGGCGUUGUUAUUGUUCGGUUAGAAGAGUUUCAGGGAGGUCGAUGCAUUGUUUUGGGGGAUGUACACCACCAUUAGCAGGAUAAUUUAACAUAAACAUCUGUACAUGCAUGCCUGACUUGGGGUGUAUUUCGAUAUCAUAGCAUUGCAUUUUACCGGUAGUGGUAAGCUAACAAGUGAGGUCCCAAAGAAGCCGAUGGAUGCGCGGGUAUCGGAGUUAUUUAGCUCAGGAAAUGGCUCUGGGUCUCAAGGUGUUGCCUCAAACAAUAAGCCGGGAAAUACCUAUGGGGCUUCCUCCAAAAAGGGUUGUGGAAAGAACAAAAAAACAAAAGCUCGAUACUCUCGGAACUUCAAACCAAGCAAUAACACCCCGUAUCUACCUCCAGAGGCUGAAGAGGGGAAUAUAGAGUACAAGCUGAAGCUGGUGAACCCCACACAGUACCGCUUUGAACAUCUGGCAACACAAAUGAAAUGGCGGCUACAGGAGGGUAGAGGCGAAGCUGUCUAUCAAAUAGGUGUUGAGGAUAAUGGCAUGUUGGUGGGACUGUCAGAGGAGGACAUGAGGGCGUCUCUAAAGACACUUCACAGACUUGCAGAGAAAGUUGGAGCUGACAUCACAGUCCUUCGAGAGCGGGAGGUGGAUUAUGACUCUGAUGUGCCUCGCAAGAUUGCUGAAGUUCUCAUUCGCAAGGUGCCAGAUGAUCAGCAGUUUUUAGACCUGCGAGUGGCAGUGCUAGGUAAUGUGGACUCUGGCAAGUCCACAUUAUUGGGUGUUGUGACACAGGGCGAGCUGGACAAUGGACGAGGAAGGGCAAGGCUCAACCUCUUCAGACAUUUGCAUGAGAUCCAGACUGGACGCACAUCAAGUAUCAGCUUUGAGAUCCUUGGCUUUAACAGUAAAGGAGAGGUUGUGAAUUACAGCGAGUCUCGGACAGCAGAGGAUAUCUGUGAGAGUGCCUCUAAAAUGAUCACAUUCAUUGAUCUGGCAGGUCACCACAAGUACCUAAAAACCACCAUCUUUGGCCUAACCAGUUACUGUCCAGAUUUUGCCAUGCUGGUUGUCAGCGCAAACACUGGCAUUGCUGGUACAACACGAGAGCAUCUUGGCCUUGCCAUGGCCUUGAAGGUGCCCAUCUUCAUUGUUAUCAGUAAAGUGGACCUCUGUACACGGGCCACGGUGGAGCGCACAGUACGGCAGCUGGAGCGUGUCUUGAAACAGCCAGGCUGCAACAAAGUGCCCAUGGUUGUAAGCAGUACAGACGAUGCUGUCACAGCAGCACAGCAGUUCGCCCAGUCACCCAAUAUCACCCCUAUCUUCACCUUGUCCAGUGUGACUGGUGAGAGUUUAGACCUGCUUAAGGUCUUCUUCAACAUCAUCCCUCCUCUUAGCAAUAGCAAGGAGCAGGAAGAACUUAUGCAGCAGCUAACUGAGUUUCAGGUUGAUGAGAUCUACACAGUUCCAGAGGUGGGGACGGUGGUGGGAGGUACUCUAUACAGUGGUAUUUGCCGUGAAGGGGAUCAUCUUGUGGUAGGGCCCACAGAUUCAGGCCAGUUCAACAUGUUGACCAUUGGCAGCAUCCAAAGGAAUCGCUCGGCAUGCAGGGUACUCAAGGCUGGCCAGGCUGCUACGCUCGCCCUGGGAAACUUUGACAGAUCACUGUUACGCAAGGGAAUGGUGAUGGUGAGUCCAGAGAUGGAUCCCACUAUCUGUUGGAUGUUUGAAGCUGAGAUUGUGCUACUCUUCCAUGCCAAGACCUUUCACAAGGGCUUCCAGGUUACUGUGCACAUUGGCAAUGUGAGACAAACUGCUACUGUGGAAGCUCUUUAUGACAAGGAGGAGCUGAGGACAGGGGAGAAGGCAGUGGUUCUGUUCAAGUUCAUCAAGCACCCAGAAUAUCUAAAGGUGGGGGCUAAGGUGCUCUUCAGAGAGGGGGCAACCAAAGGUAUCGGCCAUGUCACCAAGCUGCAGUCCGUCACCCAGUUCCGGCCAUCCCAAUUAGAGGAGGAUGAGGCCUAAAAUUUUGCUAAACACCCACAACCUGAAACACCGUCCUACCCCUAAACAAGGUGCUUAACAAAAAUCCUGCUUUCUGAAAAGGCCACUCUGCCCUGUUCCUGCACAGUCUACCGGAUUUUGUUGUUUUAUCAUAUUUUCCCAAAGCCUUAUUUCUAUCUGUCUUUAUCAGCAUUUUAAAUAACUGCUGAUAUUUUAAUCUGCUUUCUAGAGUUGAGGUUUAGAGUUGCUCUUGUGUUUUUGGCACCGAUAUAAAGGAAACUCCUCAACUCUCUGUACAAAAUAUAAACCCAGCAACAUCUACCAAAGUGUUUUUGAGAGUAUACAUAGUUGCAAUACACAGAUCCUUAAGUGUCACGUUGGAGAUUUUCACAUCUAUGUUUAGGUGCUGCUCGCUAAGUUUACAUCUUAAUGCACUCCUAAUCAAAAAUCGAUGUUCACACACAUUUGCACUGAACUAUAAAUGCCAGUGUUGAUAUACCUGAGGCAGAUAACUGCAAAGUAUGAGAUGCUUUGACAUGAAGGUGUAUUUGGUAUCACUUAGGUGAUAAAUCAUCAAUAACCCAGAGCAGCUACUGUUACCAGCAUAGUGCCUAGAAACCUCUGAUAUUGCGAUUUGAAUGCACCUAGACUAUAUCCUCCAAGAUAAAAGCAACAACAGUGAGAGAAAUUCUUGGGUCAUUGAAUCAAGCUGACAAGGGCACUUUUAAGAACAUGAAGGGGAGAAAUGUGAGCUAUGCGCCGUUAGAACUUGACCUAGUUUGUAAGUCAGUCUGCCAAGACAACCCGCAUUGGCAAUCACCGUUUAUCUGUCACGUUUGUCUGAGAGAAUUAUUUUUUAUUCACAAAUAUUGCCUCACGAUAGCCCGGUGGGAUUGUGACAGUCUUCCUGGUUAUCUUUCAAGUGCUUUAGUUACUCAGGACAUUGUAGAUAUUGUAUUAGACAGCAUUCCACUUUCACAGAACUACUCCAUUGGAGGCUUCUGUAGUUGAUUUGGGGGGUGAGGAGGAGAAAAAAUAGACCAUGUUUUAUCUCCCAAAGGUGUGUUUGAUUGUGCAUUAGUGUGUGAAGCUGCCUGUUGACGCAGCUUUAUUUAAAGGAAUUUAUAUUGGAGGUACUUGAUGUCAUCUAUUCACUAAAGUUACUGAUGUCACAAGCUUUGAUGGGUUUUACACAGUGCCUAGUGGAACUACCAUGUGAGUAGUCUUCCAUUACAGCCCAAAGUUUUACAACUUAGGAAAGAAAAUCUACUUAAGUUGGUGCUAUUAUUAGAAACAACUUUAAUUAUUUAAAAGAAGACUUUGAAAAUGAAUGUUAAUCAAUAUUUUGUUCGAGGCUGUUGUCUCACCGUCUGUCUUAUAUGUUGACCUGAUUUCUGAACACGUCCUAGCAACAUCAGUGAUACAUGACAACUUUUCAAUGCACUCUUUGGUGGCAUCCACUGUGUUGGUGCACCGUUUAUGUGCGGAAGACAGAAAUGUUUAAGAAUUUAUUUCAACCAAAUUAUUUUGUAGUAUUUAUAAAGAGUUUGGGUUCUAGUGUGUUUUAAAGCUUCACAGUUCUAUUUUAUAGAUUUCUAGUAGUUUCCAAUUUUUUGAAAACUUGUUCACAUUUUUAACUAUUGCGGAUUUUAACACCGGCACAUCUACACUGUUUUAAAAACAAGUUUAAGUCCAUUUUCCUUUGAAUUGAAAGUGUAAUAUUUUUUCAUUCUUUGGGUAAAUUGCAAUAUUUAUGUACAGAUCAAAUUUGUGUGUCAUGGUGUACAUAAAUAACUUUUAUUACCUCCUGAA
Messenger RNA from Melanotaenia boesemani (Boeseman's rainbowfish), 3832 nucleotides. RefSeq names its product GTP binding protein 2a (gene gtpbp2a). Gene Ontology annotation, molecular function: GTPase activity; translation elongation factor activity; GTP binding. Bases 221 to 2041 code for a protein of 606 amino acids. Gene Ontology annotation, biological process: translational elongation. NCBI's taxonomy places the organism in Eukaryota, Metazoa, Chordata, Actinopteri, Atheriniformes, Melanotaeniidae. The record is from RefSeq and is a predicted model, not a curated record. The transcript is spliced from 12 exons.